This is a messenger RNA of Punctularia strigosozonata HHB-11173 SS5, 1392 nucleotides long. Its product is annotated as Arginase/deacetylase. Lineage: Eukaryota; Fungi; Basidiomycota; Agaricomycetes; Corticiales; Punctulariaceae. The transcript is spliced from 11 exons. Gene Ontology annotation, molecular function: metal ion binding; agmatinase activity. Bases 1 to 1227 code for a protein of 408 amino acids. The record is from RefSeq and is a predicted model, not a curated record.
AUGAAGUACUUCGAGCUCCUGUCCUUGACUUUCCCUCUCUUCGUGGCGGCACACAACGCCCAGCAUCACUUCGGCGGGCAUGGCGAACACCAUCAUGUAGAGCCGUCCUGGGUCAACACGAAAGAACAAACUUGGCUGGAUAAAUAUGGCCCUCAGGUCGACAAUGCGUUCUCCGGGCCGUUGUCCUUCUCACACAUACCAUACGCAAAAUGCCUCGAGGACGUCUCGCAAACGUUCGAUAUCGCGAUCUUGGGCAUGCCGUUCGACACCGCCGUCAGUUACCGCCCUGGAGCCCGGUUCGGGCCCUACGCAAUUCGCAGUGGAAGCAGGAGGCAGCGCACAACCCGCGGAUAUACUCUUUCUUGGAGCAACAACCCUUACGAGGACGGCGCGCGAAUUCUCGAUUGUGGUGACGUGCCUAUUAGUCCAUUCGACAAUGCUCUCGCCGUGGACCAGAUGGAAACUGCUUACACGACACUAUUGUCGAGAUCUAUUGGCACUGUGCAUUCUGAUGGGACUGUUAUGUCUCGCGCAAUGAACAUCACUCGCUCAUUGUCUUUGGAUCACACACCUCAUCCGCGCAUCAUUACGCUCGGCGGCGAUCACACUAUCGUUCUCGGUAUCCUCCGGUCACUGUACAAAAAAUAUGGGCCGAUUUCGGUUAUCCACUUUGAUGCCCACCUAGACACAUGGUCCAUUAUACCCGGAAACUAUCCAGGUUCCGAUACGGCACAAUCACGCAUCACACAUGGAUCGUUCUUCCACAUCGCUCGAGAAGAGGGGCUCCUCAGUAAUCAUAGUAUUCACGGCGGUAUUCGUUGCAAGUUCGCGGGCCCUGGUGACUUUGAGCAUGACAAGAAUACCGGUUUUCAGAUCAUCUCUACGGACGACAUUGACGACUACGGUAUUCCGGCAAUAAUUUCGCGUAUACGUGAGCGUGUUGGCGAUACACCUGUGUACCUGAGUCUGGAUAUUGAUGUUGUAGAUCCCGGUCUGGCACCAGCAACCGGCACACCCGAAGCUGGUGGAUGGACCAUGCGGGAGGUGAAGCGCAUCGUUCGAGGACUUGCUGGGCUCAACUUUGUAGGGGCGGACAUCGUGGAAGUUGCGCCCGCUUACGAUCACGCUGAGAUAACCGGCAUUGCAGCUGCUGAUCUUGUGCAUGACUUUCUGUCAAUGUUUGUCGCAGAUCAACCGCCGAAAACUGUGGACCUCUGGUCUUCAUAGUGUCUGUACAUUGCUGGCGUACACUGCAACUGCCAGGCCUUCAUUGUACCCUUCAUGAGACUAGUCCCAACGGUACGCCGCCUAAAUCGGUAGUGAUACAUGCAAUGCAAUACACAACGAAUAAAGAUAUCCUUCGAACCGAACAUAUUCAAAGACCAAGGCACA